CCAGUUGUCAGUUCUCUACCUAACGACGAACAUGUUUCUUGUGUUUGUGACACUUUUGCUCUGCGUACUCUCUGGUGGACUGGGUAACCAAAUAUCGCUCGAUUUGUGCCAACGAAACAUCACAGAGGUUCGCAAGAAUGCAAAUGUUCUGGAAAGUGUUACGUCCUCUACCAUUGCUAUCGCCUUGUGCAAUAAUAACAUCACCAAAGUGGAUUCGGGCGCGUUUCAAACAUACGAAGCACUGGAGAUGCUGAAUUUCAACGCCAAUCCAGAGUUACAGUUCCCAUCGGAUGGGUCUCAAUUUCUUAGCUCGCAAAGUCUGAUGCGUUUGGAUUGCGUAGAAUGCGGUAUCAUCAAAAUCUACAAAGAUACACUCAAGGGCAUGUCAAAUCUCAGGCAAAUCUAUCUAAGCGAAAACAUGAUCGAGAUGAUCGAAGACGAAGCCUUUCGGGCGAACCGUGCUCUCCAGGAGGUAGAUCUCCGUGGAAAUAAAUUGACCCGUGUUCCCGGAGGAAUAUUCCUAGGGCUUCAGAGUUUACACCGUGUCGAUUUAGAUUCCAAUUCAUUGCUUGCGCCCCACCAAGAUCAACCAUUUCUAACGAAUGAUUAUUUGAAAGUGCUGAGCUGCAAUGAAUGUGGUUUCGAGGUCAUUUACGAGCGUACGUUCGCCGGACUACCCCGGCUUGAGGAGCUCUAUCUCCGACAAAAUAACAUUAGGGAAGUUCAAAAUACUGCACUUAUUUCCAAUGAAUAUCUCAAUACAUUGAUGUUGCAGGAUAAUAAUAUCGAAAGCUUAAGUUUGAAACUGACCAAAAUACCGAUAUUGAGUUUGGGAGGUAACUGUAUCAAAUUCGAUUGCUCCAGACCUGAUCGUGCCUAUUUAAUGCGCAUGAGUGGAGUUCAAUGUAUCGAUGAAACCCCAAUACGUGUAACUGAAACGUAUGUUUUCAACAGAGAUCCAACGUUGUUGGAGGAAAUCCCUCCAAAUGAACCGAAGUUAGUGCAUUCACAGCAAAAUUCUGCGGUAACGAAAACCACCACAGAAACCGAGAUCGUCAUCGGAAUUUCCGAUUGGUACAUAACGAGCUAUUUAACGAUCAUUUAUUUGGCAUGCAGCGGUGUGUUGAUAUUUUUACUAUGCGUUCUGUGGAAAAUGGAGAAAUAUGACUCAGAUCCGGGAGUCAAUUUUUACGCAGAAGGUGUUCUAAACCCCAGUCCCAUCUACAAACCGAUUCAAUGAGUUAUUUUUAAUGGGUUCCGAUGACUGUUUAGCUUUAGUAAUCAUACUUUCACGAACGAAGACAUGUGAUAAGCGACUUGACAUGAUAUUAAAUAAAGCAAGAUAAGCGCUGGUCGACGGUAGAGGUGAGUGUUGUUGUUAAUCGAUAUCACCUUUCGAUAAUGGGGGUUUAUAUUGUUUAUAUUGUUCAAAGUACUCCAAAGGGUGUUUCAAUGGCUUAACAAUGUAUGAUUUCUUCAAUUCUACCACGCAACUAAUUGUAAGCCUGCAACGGAAUUAUACAUUUUUUCAGUGAUGCAGAAAAAGGGGGGAUGAGUAACAAAACAAGCGAUGUUCACAGCAUCGAAUGGCUGAAAAUUUGCUUCAUCAGAGAUCCUUCUUUCAUACACUAGCGCAAAUAUUUCCCUCCCGCCAUCACCCUUCCUUGUUUGUAUUAUCACGGCUGCAUAAGUUGCACCACCAAACAAUCGUCCAACUUAGCAUCAAAAAGUCUGUUGGAUUGUUGGAUCGCGCACGAGAGCAGAUAUAAAUGGGGUUUUAGCGUAACAAAGAUGUGAUAUUUGUACGUACGGGUUAAGAAGAACACAC
Molecule: messenger RNA, 1828 nt
Organism: Toxorhynchites rutilus septentrionalis
Lineage: Eukaryota; Metazoa; Arthropoda; Insecta; Diptera; Culicidae
Product: leucine-rich repeats and immunoglobulin-like domains protein sma-10
Exons: 2
Coding region: 32-1240 (402 amino acids)
Molecular function (GO): protein binding
Source: RefSeq, a predicted model, not a curated record